Messenger RNA from Guillardia theta CCMP2712, 798 nucleotides. RefSeq lists its product as hypothetical. The transcript has a single exon. Bases 27 to 659 code for a protein of 210 amino acids. The record is from RefSeq and is a predicted model, not a curated record. Lineage: Eukaryota; Cryptophyceae; Pyrenomonadales; Geminigeraceae.
CAGUUCGAAACAGAGCAAUAAGUGACAUGGACAUGUCGACGGGGAGAACGAAGUUCUUGUACUGGUGCGAUCGUUUUGUCACGAAGUAUGUGGAUGAGAGGAACGGAGGAAGCCAUCAGAACUGCAACAGCGUUGGCCCCGACAGGGCUGUCCAUGGCGCUGAAGCCCAUCCUCGGACCAGCAUGCAAGACGCGUAUCGUAGAAACAAAAGGGAAAGCAACCUUCAAGAUGGGGAGACGGAUGCAUCGGACAGGCCCCGGCAUCGUGAUCGAUCCUGCCUUCGUGUCCGCUUUGCCGAUCCACUCGUUCGGGCGCGGUACUGCCCUAAGUUCUGCAUAACUCAAGAGUUGGAUGCUCACGUGACCUUCGACGUGGGUCGGCAUGGCCCUCUCAGUCUUGUCAACGAGACGAGUGAAAGACACGAUGACGUCGACGAAGAUGUAGUUCAAGUUCUUUUUGCCUACGUUUGCGGUCAAGCAAGAGCCUUCUGGGGUUUCGACAAGGAGGGUUGCAUUUCGAGCAAUGAAGCGCUCCUGUGUUCACUAGGCGACUGUCUCUUUGAAAGUAAGGCGGCCAAGCUACCUUUUGAGGAUUGUUUUCAGCAAGAAGCAUGCUCGACCAGUGGAAACAUAGAUAAGUCAGGUCUCGACUCCGUGUAAAUCGCACCAACAAAAGUUCAAGCGACCUUACAAGUCGUUCGUAUCCCGCUCUGUCCAACACGAGUGAGAUCUGCUCUACAAUUCCCUUACGCUAGAAAGAAACUAUGUAUCCCCUUGUACCAAAUAUAUCUGUCAUUCC